GUCAUUUUGCAUUCAGCAAAUCCAGGAACCGCCUCCCCUCCCUCCGCUGCUGCUCCCGCCCCGCGCUGCUGGCUCCCUCUCACGCGCAGCUUGUCCGGUAGGAUGGGACCAGCAGCUAGAGAUCGGUGCAUGCCUGACCGCUAGUCUACUUCCUGGAUGGAAGAAUGGGACCACUUUUCUUCGCAUUGUGCAUUCCCCUUCGUCACGCUGCCGCCGCGGAUAAUCACUUCCCAAUGAGCACGUGUAAUCAAUGAUAGUCGACCACUUUUUCCCUCUGUAGUUAAAGGCAGCGAUUGAUCGCCGAUUGACCCCUGCACACUUCGGGAAUGUCGCUAUCUGGAAGCCCGCUACAGGCACGGCGGAGUCCAACAGAUCCUCAACUGUUUUUGCACGGCUGUAGUGUGCGUAACGUGCUUUUCCUCGAAGCUGGAAAGAGCCCCAGCUCGGUCUGGGGGCGAAUAAAUCUCUCUUUUUGAAAAACACAGACUCUGUCUGUUGCCUCACAAACCCGCUAACCGCUUUUACUUUGAUGCUCUCUGCCUUCGUGGCUGCGGUGCCAACUUGGUUCUCAGCUUGGCUCGUGUGUAUGUGAUUUUUUUUAAAGAGAAAAAGACUCAAAAACUUUGUCACCCGUUGCCUUCUUGUUACUCUCGAUGAGUAGUCUAACAUGCGGACAAUACGGGAACCGAGUUACUGGUGGAUUUUAUCCUUAAUGUUUUUAACCUUGCCCAAACACAAAGACUGUCAUCCCGUUGCAUCGGCUGGCCAACCUCACCAUGCUGGAGACGGGCACCAUGGGAGCGCCAGCAUAAUGAGGCAAAGGAGGGCAGCAGGUGACCCCUACUGGUCCUAUUCAGGGAGCCAUGGACCUCGAGGCUGGGCGGCUUCAUACCCAGAAUGUGGAGCGAAGAACCAAUCACCUGUGAACAUUGCCAACGAACAAGCUCUGGUUUCGGAGGAGUAUCAGGAGCUGGUGCUUGAGAAGUUUAACGCUGAGUCCUCCAACCAGACCACCAUGAAAAACACUGGAAAGACAGUUGCUGUUCUCCUGAAGGAUGACUACUUUGUAAGAGGUGCUGGACUGCCCGGGCGUUUUAAGGCUGAGAAGAUGGAGUUUCACUGGGGCCAGAGUAAUGGAUCAGCAGGCUCAGAACACAGCAUAAAUGGCAGACGGUUCCCUGUGGAGAUGCAGAUCUACCUUUACAACUCGGAUGACUUUGACAGCCUCAGCGCUGCCAUCAAGGAGAGACGCAUCAUUGCUGCCAUGGCCGUCUUCUUUGAGCUGGGGCAAAAAGACAAUCCUGCUGUGGAGCCCAUCAUCCAGGGAUUGAAAGGAGUGGUGCAUCAUGAAAAGGAGACCCACCUCCGCUCGUUCAUCCUCAGAGACCUGCUGCCAUCGUCUGUGGACAGUUAUUACAGAUACACAGGCUCUCUGACCACCCCGCCCUGCAGCAAGGUAGUGGAGUGGAUCAUCUUCUCCAGGCCAGUGUAUCUGUCCUACUCACAGCUGGAGUUCUUUUACCACAUCUUCACAACAGAGCAACAGGACCACGUCAAGUCUGUGGACUACCUGAGGAACAACUUCCGGCACCUGCAGAAUCUGGACACUAGAAAAGUUUAUAAGUCUGCUGUAAAAGACGCAUGGCAGAGAGAUUUGACUGCGAUCCUGGAAAGCCCUCACGGCACUGAGGCAUCAAGAGUGUGCAGCAGUGCCCCAGUGAGCAUGAAGAUCAAACCCCUGAACCAGACGGCAUUGAUGGUGAGCUGGGAACGGCCUCUGACUGUCUACCACCCCCCUAUCACCAGCUACAUGGUCUCCUACAGCUGGGUGAAACGGGAUGUCGCUGAUGAAAAGACCUUUACCAAGACCGGAGACCAGAGCAUGAAAGCAGUCAUCACUAAUGUGUCUCCUGAAGUCCUCUACCUGUUCAGAGUGCAGGCCGUAUGUCAUCACGACCUUCGCAGUGAUUUCAGUCAAACCCUGCUGUUCAGAGCAAAUACAACUAGAAUAUUUGAAGGAUCUCGCAUCGUGAAGACUGGGAUGCCCACCAUUUCUCCAGCGUCCUCAGCCGACAUGGCUCCCAUUAGCUCCGGUUCCUCCACUUGGACGUCCUCUGGCAUCCACUUCUCCAUUGUCUCUAUGGCAACAGGCAUGGGUCCCUCCUCUAGUGGCAGCCAGGCCACCGUAGCAUCAGUGGUGACUAGCACCUUGCUGGCCGGCCUGGGUGUGAGCGGAGGGGUCCUCUCCUCGCUGCCCAGCUCGGCCUGGCCCACGCAGGCGCCUCAAGCCACACAGAACCCCACCCGCUCAUCCGCCUCACCUGAGAAGUCUAGCACUGAGCAGGCGGCGCCUCAGGCCACAGAGACGGACGCCCCAGCUGAGGAAAGCCAGGCCAAACGUGAAGGCGAGGGCGAGGAGAAGGAGGAGGAGGGAGAGGGAGAGCAGGAGGAGGGAGAGGAGGAGAAGAAGAAAAAGAAUAAGACUACACCUGAUAAUGAGGAAAAGCAGGCAAACAGCACUGUGGCCAAAGAGCCUUUUAUCCCCACCCCUGCUUCCACAGCCAAAGAGAAAGGAGAGGGGAACUCUACGGUCAGAGGCAGCACAGCGCCUGCAAGCACAGCAGACGACCAGUUAGUGAACGUAGAGAAUAAUCAAACCGAUGUGAACGUAGUCUCCACACAGGAGCCACGAAAUGACAGCGCAGAGAUGCAGAUUCCCCAGAGCUCCACACUUUCUCCUAAGAUGAACAGGGACGGGAACAGUCUCUGGCCUUUCGUUGUCCACACUGACGGGACCGUCUUGUCCAAUGUAACCCGGAGUCCACUCCCAGGGAUGGGCCGCAUGGUGUGGAUCGUCCCCCUGGUGGUGGUGUCUGCUCUCACGCUACUCUGCCUCAUCAUGCUGCUGAUUGUGAUGGUCUACUGGAGGAGAUUUUUCCAGACAGCUCACUUCUAUGUGGAGGAGAGCAGCUCUCCACGAGUGGUGGCCAAUGAGAAUAUACCAGUCAUCCCUAUACCAGAUGACAUGGAGGCCAUCCCAGUGAAGCACUUUGUAAAACACAUCAUGGAGCUCUACAAGAACAACCUGCAGGGUUUUUCUGAAGAGUUUGAGGAGGUCCAACGCUCCACAGCAGACCUGAAAAUCACCGCAGAACAUUCCAAUCAUCCUGACAACAAGCACAAAAACAGAUACAUUAACAUCGUGGCCUAUGACCACAGCAGGGUGAAACUACGAGCUCUGGCAGGGAAGGACGCCAAACAUUCAGACUACAUUAAUGCCAACUAUGUGGAUGGCUACAACUGUCCCAGAGCAUACAUAGCUGCUCAGGGUCCUCUCAAGUCCACGUUCGAGGACUUCUGGAGGAUGGUGUGGGAGCAGAACACUGGAAUCAUCGUCAUGAUCACAAACCUGGUGGAGAAAGGAAGAAGAAAAUGUGACCAGUACUGGCCCAUGGAGAACAGCGAGCAGUAUGGGAACAUUGUGGUCACGCUGAAAAGCACCAAAGUGCACGCUUGCUACACACUACGGCGGUUCCUUAUAAGGAACACUAAAGUUAAGAAGGGUCAGAAGGGGAACCCGAAAGGAAAGAUAAAUGAGCGCAUCGUGGUGCAGUUUCACUACACUCAGUGGCCUGACAUGGGAGUCCCAGAGUACACCCUCCCUGUCCUCACCUUCAUCAAACGCUCCUCAACAGCUCGCACUGCAGACAUGGGCCCCGUCCUGGUGCACUGCAGUGCCGGGGUCGGGCGCACAGGAACUUACAUCGUCAUUGACAGCAUGCUGCAACAGAUCAAGGACAAAAGCACAGUUAGCGUCCUGGAUUUUCUCAAACACAUCCGCACACAACGCAACUACCUAGUUCAGACCGAGGAGCAGUAUGUUUUCAUCCACGAUGCUCUGAUGGAGGACAUCCUGAGCAGAGAGACGGAGGUGCCCGCCUGGCAGCUGCACAGUUACGUCAACAGCAUCCUCACACCCAAUUCUGUUGGCCGCACCAACCUGGAGAAGCAGUUCAGGCUGCUGAGUCAGUGUAACACUCGCUUUGUGGAGUGUUUCAGUGCCCACAAAGACAGCAACAAGGAGAAGAACCGCAAUUCCUCAGUGGUUCCCUCGGAGCGAGCGCGGGUCGGACUCACCACUCUGCCUGGGAUGAAGGGGACAGAUUACAUUAAUGCAUCCUACAUAAUGGGUUACUUCAGGAGUAAUGAGUUCAUCAUUACCCAGCAUCCUUUGCCCCACACCACCACAGACUUCUGGCGGAUGAUCUGGGACCAUAACGCUCAGAUCAUUGUCAUGUUGCCUGACAACCAGGGACUGGCUGAGGAUGAGUUUGUUUACUGGCCAAGUCGGGAAGAGGCCAUGAACUGCAUCGCAUUCACCGUCACCCUCAUCAGCAAGGACAGACUGUGCCUCUCCAACGAGGAGCAGAUCAUCAUCCACGACUUCAUCCUAGAGGCCACACAGGACGACUACGUUCUGGAGGUGAGACAUUUUCAGUGCCCUAAAUGGCCCAAUCCUGACGCUCCACUCAGCAGCGCCUUCGAGCUCAUCAGCGUCAUCAAGGAGGAGGCCAUGACCAGAGACGGCCCCACCAUUGUGCACGAUGAGUAUGGAGCCGUGUCAGCCGGCAUGCUCUGUGCGCUCACCACUCUGUCCCAGCAGCUGGAGAACGAGGGCGUCGUCGACAUCUACCAGGUGGCGAAGAUGAUCAAUCUCAUGAGGCCGGGUGUCUUCACUGAUAUAGAGCAGUACCAGUACCUUUACAAAGCCAUGCUCAGCCUGGUCAGUAACAGAGAGUGCGGCCUGAGCCCCAUGCACAUGGACACUAACGGGGUGGUGGUGAUCGCAGAUGAGUCGGACCCUGCAGAGAGCAUGGAGUCGCUCGUCUGAGGACUUUCUCACAGGCACUUAAUUUGUAAAAAAAAAAACUCGAGAAACUUUUCUGAGGCCUUUUUUGCCAGACUAUUGAUUAAAUGAAUAACCUUAUUACUUUUAUACUGAUAAACGUUUUUUGAUAUUUAUGUUUUUGUCCUUUAUUUUCUUGUCUUAUUUGUUAUCCUGCUGAGCGUUUGCACCUGUUUUAAGUUGACGUGAGGAAAAAGCAGCUCUGUCCAGUUUGCACUAUACUAUCAGUGUUACUGCCUAAAUCCAGUGAGUGAAAAAAAAACCCCCCGGCUUCACAAAACAACCGGGAUCUAACGGACCGCACUGAGACAAACCCUGAAGCAUGAAGACCAGGGAGGAGUUCAGGCGAUCCACCUCUAAUUACGUGUCAAACAGAAUAUCACAUCACGACGUAGCCCAGCAUGCAUUGAGUCACUCUGUCACCUCAAACUGUUUUGAGGCUCCGCCCACAUGGGUGAAGCCCUUAAUCACGUUAAGAGAUGAUUACCUGCCUAUUAUUGUCAUUUAAUGUCCAAAUAUCUCACUGCUGUCUUGUACAAUGUACUUAAUGCUUAUUUUGUUUUAUGUACUACAACAUCUAAUGUGAACCUUUAUUGCUUUUUACAGGGAUUUAUAUUGUUAUAUUGUUUUGUAAUAUAUACAUAUAUAUAUAUUAUACUGUGUAUCCUUCAUAGUCAGCCAAUGUUUUUGUUCUUUAGUAUUUCGCCUCUUUGUCCACAGGCCAUGGUGAAGAUUAUUUUUUAUUCUGUGUCUUUUCAUGAUUCAUCGAUGAGCUCCACUCUUUCACCAUUUUUCCAGCUUUUUUAACCUCGGAGCUCAGCUGUUAACACAUGUAAUGGGUCUAUCUGAAUGACACUUGACAAUGUCUACAAGAGAUAUUCACUCCAUGCAAACCUCCUGUUAUAUAUAUUUAUUUACAUUUUGAAAUCACAGUGGAUGUAAUUAUGAUUUAUUUUUGGACACAUCAAUAAAGAAACUUUUAAUUUGACAGUCUACACAAAUUAAAUUAAUUUCAAGUAGACCUUAAAACUGAUUGCACAAGUAUUUACUCGCUUUGAGACCAUUUUAAGUGAUAAAACACCUUUGGCAUCCAGCAUUGUUAUUCCAGGUGGGAAGCUUUGCACACCCAGAGAGGUUUGCAGUAUUUCUAAGUUGCUUUAUUAGAGUUUAAUGAGGACUGGCAGUAGAAAACAAAGUCUUGCCGCCUAUUUAGUCCUAUGUCCACUCCAGGACAUUAAAAGUCUACUUUUAAAGAUAGUCCUCUGCAGCUCAGGCUUUACUCUAAAUUCAGAGGAACCAGCCUCCUCCGAGGAAGAAUUUUAGGAUGAUAUGACCAUAACACUUUCAGCUAUAUCACAGAUUCUCCUUACAUGACUUCCUUUUCCCACCAGAGGCUUGUUCUUUGCAGCUGGUUAAACGUCUCCAAUCUAAGCCAUGACACCCUGCAGCUUCUUCAGAACUCCCUCAGCCUCUCUUUGGUCUCACCCUCGCUCUCGCCCUCCCUCUGAACGCUCACAGUUUCUGAGCAUGAGUUGCUCCAGGCAGGUUUUAGAACUGUACUAUACCCUUUCAAAGUUUAGUAUGAUACAAGGGAUAUCUAGUGCCUUGGAAAUGUUCUCAUCUUCUCCCUAUGAUCAAUACGAUUCUUGCCAAGAAUAUUAAUUUAUAUUUAUAUUUACUCAAAACCUGGAGUCCAGGCGUGAUCUCCGUCCAACUCAUUGAGCUACUUUCAGAACUGAUAUUAACGUGUUAUAUUAAAAUGAUGAAUACUAGUGCAAUCAGUGUCUCUUUCUUCUCUAUUUGCUACUCUUAUCCGCUUUUAUUUUCACUAUAAAUACUCUUGUUGAUCACUAUAAAACUGUAUCUUAAAUACAUCCACUGUGAGUCAGAGUUGUAAAUGACUAAGACCUGAAGGAAUCCAAAAGAGUUGAAUACUUCCUGUAGAUGCUGUACUUUCUUUUUGGGGUGUUGAUGCUUUAUUUGUAACCAAAGAUGUGGUUCCAGUUUGUAACAUGUCAGUGGUUCUUGUCCUGAAAAAAAUAUUUAAUCACCUAGAGUUUUACAACGGUGUAAAAUCCGUACAGAUUGCCAGUGACGGCAUGUUUCUGAUUUAACCUCAGGAUAAAAUAUGCGAGUACACAAGGCUUUCCUCACCAUAGAAAAUAGGAUUCAAAUUGCAGACUGCAAAAUGUGUUUUAUUUUGGCCAAUGGUCUGUUUCAGUACUAUUUUAUGGCUAUCAAUUAUAAGCCCUUUCCAAACAUCUUUUAUUUUCCUGAUUGAUUUUUGUGUGUCCUGAAACUUAAUUUCUCUGUCGCCUCUCUGACAGAGGGGAGUUCGCUGACUUCAGAGAAAACUCUCCAACAUUUGGAGAAAAGUCCAGAUUUCUGAUCACUCUGUUCUGCAACUUAACCCUUUUUAGGAACAUUUGUUUUUCUUUUGAAUGAAUGCAAGUGAUCUCUGUUUGAUAUUUCUAUGCUCAGUGAAAACACGAGUGCUGUCGCUGAACACAUGAACUUCAAAAACAAAAUGGCUUUUGACUUUAAUGUAACCUUUGUGAUCACAGAAGUGUAUAUUUUUUAUACAAAGAUUUGGUUUGUAUAGUGCCCCUGAAACAGAUUGUAAUUUUUUGUGUGGGAAAUGUAUUACCAAGAUACCCACAAAAAAUCCCCCUUAGUUGUAACCGCACCUGUGGGGACCAUACUGUCAUUGAAACAAGAUUUACCUGAAAUUAGCUCUUUGGUCCAGGGAUCCAGUAUGUCAGCCUUAGUGCAUUUCAGCCAGGUUGGUAGUUCAGUCUAUUUUGUAACUUAAAUAAAUGAAGAAAUGGUUUUGUCCAUCAUAUCAUGUUUAUAUGAUAGUAUCAUAGCCAUGUAUCCUAUGAUGCUGUCAUAUACAAUAUCUCUAGUGUAAUAGUGUUAUUUAAUAGGUAAUUGUAUUGAUAUAUAUUAAAUAAAGUUUGGGUUUGGGUGCACAGCAUCCUUGUAUUA
This is a messenger RNA of Notolabrus celidotus (New Zealand spotty), 7894 nucleotides long. RefSeq names its product carbonic anhydrase XVI b (gene ca16b). The record is from RefSeq and is a predicted model, not a curated record. Lineage: Eukaryota; Metazoa; Chordata; Actinopteri; Labriformes; Labridae. Gene Ontology annotation, biological process: protein dephosphorylation. Bases 668 to 4891 code for a protein of 1407 amino acids. The transcript has 29 exons. Gene Ontology annotation, molecular function: protein binding; protein tyrosine phosphatase activity.